Molecule: messenger RNA, 2789 nt
Organism: Rubroshorea leprosula
Lineage: Eukaryota; Viridiplantae; Streptophyta; Magnoliopsida; Malvales; Dipterocarpaceae
Source: the annotation of a GenBank genome assembly
CUCUCAAUCGAAAGGCGGAGAUUCAAUUCAAUUCAAAUUUGAUAUCAAAGCAAAAAGUGCGAAAAACCCUACCGCUUCAUCCCUUCUUCAAAAACACUCGCUCCUCCAGCUCUUAAAUCCUCUUCUUCUGAAUCUUCUCGUUCAGAUUUCUGCACCUUCGAAUCUCACAAUUUCUCUUACAAAUCUCAAAAUGCUUCUGAAUCUCGACGCCAUGAACGAUCAAUCCGUCGGAGUGCCGCCGGAGGACAGCACUCGCUUCCUUUCCGGUUGUGAUUCGAACCCUGCUCUGAAUCCCGAAACAGAAUUAAAUGAAGGCACUGGCAAACCUGUGGAUGGGGAUAUUGUAUCCAACACGGACCGGGAAAUUUCCUUUGAUCAAGAGCCCACACUACCAAUAUUGCAAAAAAUUAUGGAUUUGAGCAAUAAUAUUCAGAAUUUGAAGAAAGAGCACAUAUUUCUAUCCAGUCAAGUAAAGGACAUGAAAGCAGAUUCCAUUCUUGGUCCUGAAGUUUUAGACACUCUUAAGCAUCUCAAUAAUCAGUAUGAACUUUUAAAGAAUAAGUACCUACAAGAGUACUCUGAACGGAAACGACUUUACAAUGAAGUAAUAGAGCUCAAAGGGAAUAUAAGGGUUUUCUGCAGAUGUAGACCCAUAAACCAAGUUGAGGUUACAAAUGGCUGCACUUCUGUAGUUGAAUUUGAUCCAUCACAAGAGAAUGAGCUGCAUAUUAUCUCGUCAGAUUCUUCCAAGAAGCAAUUUAAGUUUGACCAUGUUUUUGGGCCUCAGGAUGGCCAAGAGGCAGUUUUUGCACAAACUAAACCUAUUGUCACUUCUGUUUUGGAUGGCUAUAAUGUCUGCAUAUUUGCAUAUGGGCAAACUGGAACUGGAAAGACCUUUACAAUGGAAGGAACACCUGAAAAUAGGGGAGUGAACUAUAGAACUUUGGAGGAGUUAUUUAGGAUUUCUGGAGAGAGAAGCAAUUUCAUGACUUAUGAGAUCUACGUUAGCAUGUUGGAGGUUUACAAUGAGAAGAUACGGGAUCUCUUUGUAGAAAAUUCUAACCAGCCUCCCAAAAGACUGGAGAUAAAGCAAGCAGCAGACGGAACCCAAGAAGUCCCAGGACUUGUAGAAGCUCGUGUUUAUGGUACAGAGGAAGUCUGGGAACUACUCAAGUCUGGAAGCCGAGUCAGAUCUGUUGGAUCUACCAAUGCAAAUGAACUUAGCAGCCGCUCCCACUGCUUAUUGCGCGUGGCUGUAAAGGGACAGAAGACAAAGAGUCACCUCUGGCUUGUAGAUUUAGCUGGUAGUGAACGUGUUGGAAAGAUUGAAGUUGAAGGCGAAAGGCUGAAGGAAUCUCAGUUCAUUAAUAAAUCACUCUCAGCUCUUGGUGAUGUGAUCUCUGCCCUUGCAUCUAAGACAAGCCACAUUCCGUAUAGGAACUCAAAGCUCACCCAUUUGCUGCAAAGCUCUCUCGGAGGAGAUUGCAAAACCCUGAUGUUUGUUCAGAUCAGCCCGAGUACUGCGGACUUAGGAGAGACCCUCUGCUCGCUAAACUUUGCCAGCAGAGUUCGAGGAGUUGAAAGCGCUCCUGCUCGCAAACAGGCUGAUGUUACUGAGCUUCUGAAAUACAAGCAAAUGGCAGAAAAGCUAAAGCAUGAUGAGAAAGAUACAAAGAAGUUGCAGGAUAAUUUGCAGUCCUUGCAGUUAAGACUUGCUGCCAGAGAACACAUAUGUAAAAAUCUCCAAGAAAAGGUCCGUGACCUUGAGAAUCAGUUAGUUGAAGAAAGGAAAAUCAGAUUAAAGCAGGAAACCAGAGCAUUUGCUUCUGUUUCUAUUCAGUCUUCAUCUCAAAGACAAGAAACAGAGAAGACUAGAACUGAGAGAAAACCACCAUUAGGUCCUUCAAAAUUGAGGCUUCCUUUGAGAAGAAUUAACAAUGCAAUGUCCCUUCCAUCUCCUGCCCCACCAAAGAAAUCUGCCACUACAAAAGGUUUUUCAGUGGCAUCAACUGAGGAUAAAGAGAACAAUAUUAGAACCAUGAUGGCAGCACCUAACAAAAAUGCCCUUCUGCAACCAAGACGCAUUUCUGUUGCUGUCAGACCACCUCUGCCUUCAACAACAGCAGAGGUUCUUAAACCUAAGAGACGUGUAUCCAUUGCUACCCUCCAGCCAGAGCCGAGUUUGCAGAUGACAACACCGCUCCGUGCCUCUUCUUCUCAUUUCCAAAAUGGCAGUGCAAUCGGCAGACCAUCGUUUGUGAGGGACCAAAGGAAAGCACGGUAUUCAAGGUUAUUCUCUCCUUUGCCAAAAUUGAAGAAUGCAUCAGAGACAUCACCAACUAUCAUGAGAAGCAGCAGCAAAUUCAUGGGGAGUCCUCCAUUACAGCCAGGUUCAUGGAAGCCAAAGCAUCCUACAGUGGUUGCAUUGCAGAGGAAAUCAUUGGUGUGGAGUCCACUCAAGUUGAAAGGGAUGAAAGCUUACAGAAAGUCAUUACUAUUACCUUCUCGACCUUCAGCUGAUAUGCAAUGAAAAAACACGUGUUUGCACAGCCCCUCAAUUGCUCAAACACUUGAACAACAGUAAAAUCUUUUACUCGUUUCCUGUGUUUCAGGGUUUAGGAUCCUUGUGUUUGCAAUUGCAAUAUAUAUAAUAAUUCAAAUGCAGAUUUUUUUGUUACUACUCGCUCCUAUGGCAUACAGCUCUUUUGAAAGGGUUUUUCUUACAUUUAACAUAGGAAGAAGCCGAUUUUUGUUUUCCCAUGAACUUAGAAAAAAGGUGAUACCACCUA